CUGCACAUGCCCAGAUGACGCAUCCUAACAUACGUACCCGCGUGGACAAAGCAACACUAGCGAUAUUAGCAAGAUAGCUAGUAAUGAAUUUAUUCUGUUAAUCGAAGUAGCUAGCGAGCUAAAAACACAACACCGCUAUUUGGAGAUUGAUUUAGCCCCGCAGUACUUGGGACUUGAGUAUGUCAACAACUGACGAUUCACGUUUUAACAACGAUCAUGAUGACCGAGUGGGAGGACAGAAGAUUCGCAAUCGCAAGGGUCGGGGGCCAUUCCGUGCCCCUAUGUACAGCGACCAAGCGCCAGCGUCAAGAUCAAGACAUGGAGGCCCAAGAGGAGGUGGUCAGAGGGGGGGAGGCGGCGGCCCUGGACCCAGAGCAAGGUUUGAUGACGAGGAUGGAGAUGUGGCCAUGAUGGACAGCAACUCGCAGGAUUCUUCCUCUCAACAAAGAUUUAAUCCUUAUGGGAGGCCUAAUCGUCGUAGAGAUGAUCGCUUUGAUCGGGGCUCAAGAGGGGGGGGAGGAGGGGGUCAGCGUGGUCGGGGGAACCACCGAGGGGAUGGAAACGGAGGUGGCCGGAAGACCUGGUUCAGGAUAUCAAUCCCCCAUGGACGGAAAUAUGAUAAAGAGUGGCUAUUAAAGUCGCUUCAGAACCUCUGCACCAUGCCCUUCACCCCAAUACAGUACCACCUAGAGGGCAACCGAGCUCAGUUCUACAUCGAAGAUUCAACCACUGCGAAUGCGCUUACUAAGGUGUCACGGAGGAUAACGGAUAACAAGGGCUACAAGGUGACAGUAAUGAUGUUCCCCUGUGCACCACCUGCGUUUCUUCAGACCGAACUUAAACCCGAGGAUUUGGAACACUUAAAGCAAUGCAUGGCAAAACGCUUUGAUGGCUCUCAACAAGCGCUUGAUUUGAACAACAUCCAGAUUGACCCAGAUCUUGUGUCUCAGAACAUUGAUGUGGCAUUAAACAGAAAGAACUCCAUGCAGGCUAUAAUCAAGAUCAUUGAAGAGAACAUUCCAGAGCUUGUUUGUCUGAACCUCAGCAACAACAAGUUGUUCAGACUGGAUGAUCUAGCAGAGCUGGUGCAGAAGGUUCCCAAUCUGAAGACCCUUAAUCUUUCCCACAACGAGCUGAAGGCGGAGCGCGAACUGGACAAGCUGAAGGGCCUGAAGCUGGCAGAGCUGUGGCUGGACAGCAACCCUCUCUGCAGCUUCUUCAAAGACCAGGCCGCUUACAUAAGUGUUGUGAGGGCACGCUUUCCCCGGCUCCUCAAACUGGAUGGUCAAGAUCUCCCCACGCCUAUAGGGUUUGAUGUGGAGGUGGUUCCUGCCGCCCUGCCCCCCUGCAAGCCCAGUUACUUCGGCUCUGAGGAGAUCAAGGGUCCCAUUCUGGGAUUCCUCCACCAAUACUACAGUGUGUACGACUCCGGAGACAGACAGGCCCUGCUGGAUGCCUACCAUGACGUGGCUACCUUCUCCCUGGUCAUCCCCUUCACCAUGCAGAAUCCCUCCAGGUGCAGUCUCGGGGACUAUCAGAAAGACAGCCGCAAUCUGAAGAAGAUGAAAGACCCCACUACACGGUUCCGCCUAUUGAAAAACACACGUCUGAACGUGGUGGCUUUCCUGAACGAACUGCCAAAAACCCAGCACGACACCGCCUCCCUCAACAUCGACGUCAACACCUUCACCAACACGUUGCUAGCUUUCACCGUCAGUGGAAUCUUCAAAGAGGUUGAAGGGAAAUCCAGGGACUCCGUCAGAGCCUUCACUCGUGUGUUCGUCACAGUCCCGGCCGGAGGAACCAGUCUGUGCAUCGUGAACGACCAGCUGUUUGUACGCAACGCCUCGACGGAGGAGAUCCGCCGCGCCUUCGUGGCGCCGGCGCCCACGCCCUCCAGCAGCCCGGUGCCCUCGCUCUCCGCCCCGCAGCAGGAGAUGCUCACGGCCUUCUCCCUCAAGUCCGGCAUGAACCUGGAGUGGUCGCAGAAGUGCUUGCAGGAUAACAAGUGGGACUUCAACCUGGCUGCGCAAGUCUUCACAGACCUUAAGGCCCAUGGCAAGAUCCCAGAUGUUGCUUUCAACAAGUGAAGAGGCCGAUUUGUAAAAUGUAUUUCUUUUUAAUUUGUCAUAUCAACUUUUCCUUUCAUUGAACAGAUUCUCUCAUUUGGAGAGAGAUGUGUACCGAUUGUGAUUAAAAUUGAUAAAUGUU
Molecule: messenger RNA, 2211 nt
Organism: Osmerus eperlanus (European smelt)
Lineage: Eukaryota; Metazoa; Chordata; Actinopteri; Osmeriformes; Osmeridae
Gene: nxf1b
Product: nuclear RNA export factor 1b
Exons: 21
Coding region: 180-2090 (636 amino acids)
Biological process (GO): poly(A)+ mRNA export from nucleus
Cellular component (GO): cytoplasm; nucleus
Molecular function (GO): protein binding; RNA binding
Source: RefSeq, a predicted model, not a curated record